Molecule: messenger RNA, 24861 nt
Organism: Pelobates cultripes (western spadefoot toad)
Lineage: Eukaryota; Metazoa; Chordata; Amphibia; Anura; Pelobatidae
Source: the annotation of a GenBank genome assembly
UAACCAUUUAAUUGUAAGUUCUAUUCAUGGAUUUCAGCAGCUCCUGUGCCUUGCUAUUAAAUCUUGCUAAUAUUGAUUUCCUCUCUCUAUCACUCUCAGCCAGCAGUGUCUCUCUAUCUCUCAGCCAGCAGUCUCUCUCUAUCACUCUCAGCCAGCAGUCUCUCUAUCACUCUCAGCCAGCAGUCUCUCUCUAUCACUCUCAGCCAGCAGUCUCUCUCUAUCACUCUCAGCCAGCAGUGUCUCUCUAUCACUCUCAGCCAGCAGUCUCUCUCUAUCACUCUCAGCCAGCAGUCUCUCUAUCACUCUCAGCCAGCAGUCUCUCUAUCACUCUCAGCCAGCAGUCUCUCUCUAUCACUCUCAGCCAGCAGUCUCUCUCUAUCACUCUCAGCCAGCAGUGUCUCUCUAUCACUCUCAGCCAGCAGUCUCUCUCUAUCACUCUCAGCCAGCAGUGUCUCUCUAUCACUCUCAGCCAGCAGUCUCUCUCUAUCACUCUCAGCCAGCAGUCUCUCUAUCACUCUCAGCCAGCAGUCUCUCUCUCUCAGCCAGCAGUCUCUCUCUAUCACUCUCAGCCAGCAGUCUCUCUCUAUCACUCUCAGCCAGCAGUCUCUCUCUAUCACUCUCAGCCAGCAGUCUCUCUCUAUCACUCUCAGCCAGCAGUCUCUCUCUAUCACUCUCAGCCAGCAGUCUCUCUCUAGCACUCUCGGUGCUGGCUGGCUGAGGGUGCUGUGACGCGGUGCUGGCUGGCUGAGGGUGCUGUGACGCGGUGCUGGCUGGCUGAGGGUGCUGUGAUUCGGUGCUGGCUGGCUGAGGGUGCUGUGACGCGGUGCUGGCUGAGGGUGCUGAGACGCGGUGCUGGCUGGCUGAGGGUUACUCACUCACCGAGCUCCGGGGGUCAGACCGAGCUGUGACGUCAUCCGUGUGCGCGGCCGCCCCAGACCGGAAGCGGCGUGCUGGGUCUGUCCCCGCACUUCCGGCUCUGUGUGUGCGGCUCGCGGGAGCCAUCGGCAGCCUCUCUCCCAGCGCGAGCCCCGAGCUGCCCUGAGCUGCCCCCACUCCCCGGAGAAGGUGGCGCUGGACACAUGGAAGCCGCUCGGCUGGAGCCCAAUGGCGGGCAGGGGCCCCAUGAUCCCGGGGACACUGCCAUGGAGACCGGGGAUCGGGGGGACAGGGCCCCUGACAGCGGGGAACCCGAGGGGCCCCCUCAUACAGGGCCCGGGGGCGGUGAGGGGGCCCCUACUGCAGGGACCUGGAGCAAUGAGGGCCCCAGGGAUGCAGGGGUCAGGUCCAUCGAGGGCCCCAGGGAUGCAGGGGUCAGGUCCAAUGAGGGCCCCAGGGAUGCAGGGGUCAGGUCCAAUGAGGGCCCCAGGGAUGCAGGGGUCAGGUCCAAUGAGGGCCCCAGGGAUGCAGGGGUCAGGUAUACUGAGGGCCCCAGGGAUGCAGGGGUCAAGUCUACUGAGGGACCCAGGGAUGCAGGGGUCAGGUCUACUGAGGGCCCCAGGGAUGCAGGGGUCAAGUCUACUGAGGGACCCAGGGAUGCAGGGGUCAGGUCUACUGAGGGCCCCAGGGAUGCAGGGGUCAGGUCUACUGAGGGACCCAGGGAUGCAGGGGUCAGGUCUACUGAGGGCCCCAGGGAUGCAGCGGUCAGGUCUACUGAGGGCCCCAGGGAUGCAGGGGUCAGGGAUGCUGGGUCCAGGGAUACAGAGACCAGGUCCAUUGAGGGGCCCAGGGAUGCAAGGGCCACUAAGGGGUCAAAUAGCACAGACACCAGCAACAGGGAGGGGCCCGGGACUCUUGGGACCAGGAGCUAUGAGGGGCCCAGGGAUUCGAGGACCAGCACCUGUGAGGAACUUAAACCUCCAGGGUGUAGGAGCCAUGAAACCUCCCAUUCUACCAGGGCAGAUGCCGAAAACCAAUGGGCUGCCAGGUCCACUAACUCCGAGGGGCCCCAUUCUUCCAAGUCCAAUGGGAAUGAGGCCUCCAUUACUAGUGGGACCAGCAGCAGUAAGGAGCCCUAUUUUGGGAGGACCAGUAUCAGCCAGAAACUCGCUGGCACAGAAUCCUAUUCAGGGCCCAAUGAUGGGGAUGGGUCCAAUGACACCAAGGACAACACUGAGGGGCACACUGAUGUCAGGAUCACAGACUCCUUUAAGAUGCCCACCAUUCCUGCCCGCUCAAGUGGGAAUGAAAAGACAGUGGAACAACGAGACAAACCAGCAACCUCACACAUUUCUCCCUCACUUGGCAUUAGAGGCACCGCUAGGGAAACGUCCACGGAUGUCAGCCACAGGCUUCCCUCUGAUGCCUACCGAACCUCGCCUGCCAUUCCCUAUCGGGAGCCUUCCUGGUCCGGGCAGCCCCAGGCCCUUUACAACCUGGAGAUGUUAAAAAAUGGUAAUAUUGUAUCCACUAAAAGUCUGAAUGAACUGGACUGGAUAGUUUUUGGCAGGCUACCUUCAUGCCACAUUUCUUUGGAGCAUCCCUCUGUUUCUCGUUUCCAUGCUGUGCUGCAGUACCGUCAGAUUCCAGGUACUGAACCAGAUCAAGAACCUGGCUUCUAUAUUUAUGAUUUGGACAGCACCCAUGGGACAUAUUUAAACAAGCAGAGAAUACCGCCUAAGACAUAUUGCCGUUUUCGAGUGGGUCAUAUGGUUAAAUUUGGUGGUAGUACACGACUGUUCGUCUUACAGGUAAAAAAAAAUACAUUUUAUUACAAAGGUAUACAUUAAUGAGAUGUUAUCAUUAGUAAAAUCACUGUAAUUACUUUUUUCACUAAAUUGGAAUCAUGGAGAAUUGACAACAGAAUGCAAAUUUAAGAUAAAAUUGCCUAACUAGAAAACUAGCUGAAUCUUUUUUGUAGUGUUUUUCCCACUAGUUUUGCUGUGUCUUCUCAAAAAAAAAAAAAAAAUAGCGUCAUUCUUGAUAAUUCAGUGUACCUGAUACGUCCGCGGCACAUUUGAUUGCUUCCAGCCACUGUAAGGGUAUUGCAGCGAUGUCGAGGUAUCCUGCAAUUACCCCCCUCAUAGUCGGGCCGCCGAUACUCUGCCUGUCUGCUGAGGGGUCGAGGCACUCAGUAAAAUAAAUUAAAUACAUUCUAAAAAAAUAAAUAACUUAAACCCACCCCAGGACCACGGACGCACCUAGUACGUCCAAGGUAAUCUUAUGUACUUACGUGAUCGCUGCCAUUGCACAUACAAAAUAAAUAUAUCAGAUAAUGAAGAUUACUUUAUAAGCUGGUAGACAUUAUACAAAUGAUAUCAUUUAAAAAUUUCUCCAUACAAGUUCCUAAGGGAUGUUGUAUUUAGGGAUCGACCGAUUAUCGGUCUGGCCGAUAUUCGGUAUUUUCGGCAAUAUCGGUGUCGGCCAAUUCAGAUACCGAUAUUGCCGAUAAUACAUAACAGGACCGCCGGGCCCAUUAUAAGCCCAGCGGUCCUGUUGGGGGCCAGCAGCAAGCGUUUACUUACCUCCCAGCAGCUCCUCCAGCUCCCCUGUGUAAGUAUUGCGAGACCCGCGGCCGUCAGAGCGUUGCCACGGGUUACCAUGGCAACGCUCCGCGCGGCACGCUGGCUGCGAGAUUUACACAGAGGAGCUGCUGGGAGGUAAGUAAACGCUUGCUGCCGGCCCCCACUGCUCAGUACACGCCACUGGACCACCAGGGAUUAACAUAUCCCCCCUCCCUGGCCAGGCAACAAGCAGGGAGGGGGGACUAAAAAAUAAAUAAUAAUAAUUAAAUAUUUAAAAAAAUGUUUUAAUAAAAAAUGCCCCCUCAAUUACAUGCACUACGCAAACACACUGCAUUAUAUAAACACACUACACAAACACGCUGUAUAUAAUGCAGUUUGUGUAGUGUGUAUAUAAUGCAGUGUUUGUGCAGUGUGUUUAUAUAAUGCACACUACACAAACACUGCAUUAUAUAAACACACUGCAUUAUAUAAACACACUACACAUACUGUGUAUAUAAUGCAGUUUGUGUAGUGUGUACAUAAUGCACACUGCAGUAUAUACACACACUAUACAAAUAAACACACUGCAUUUACUAUACACACAAAUACACACUCUUUGCAUUUAGUAUAUAAAGCAUUCACUUUACGCACACUGCAUUCACUAUACACACACGACACAAACACUCUGCAUUCAUUAUAUACACACUACACAAAUACACACUGCAUCCACUACACAAACACACACUGCAUCCACUACACAUGGCAUGUAUAUUUUGUGCCUUUACCUUUAGAAAUAGUUUUGGUUUUUUUCAAAAUGGUAAAUGUACAGAAUAUUGGUACGUUACCGGCUAUCGGCCUAAAAGUUCACAGAAUAUCAGUAUCGGCUCUCAAAAAUCAAUAUUGGUCGAUCCCUAGUUGUAUUUCUGAAAAGGUUCGGUAUCCUGAGACUUUAGGUUGUGUGUCUGACUGUCCCUGAUGAAAAGGAUACUAUAGUACUAGGAUUACAAAGUUGUAUUCCUAGCACUAUAGCUCCAUCACACCCUGCAAGAGUUACUAAAACCCUUGUUGUACAUACCCAAUUCCAGGCUUCACACACACUCAUAGAGCCAGUUGUAAAAUAACACACAUUUGAUUUAAAGCUAAAUGUGCCGUCCUUUAAACAUCAUGCAUUUUAAUAAUGCAUCCUAACUUUCCAAGGGUUGAGAUUGAGGGUUGGUACUGUAAUACACAUACUAUGGGUGGUUGAUGGAUCCACGUUGUGUGAGCUGACCCAUGAUUUUCAGAUCCUGCAAGCUGGCUAUAUUUGCAAAGGUGUGAUUUAGAUUAUGCAUUGGCCAAGACUCCAGAUGUUGUGGACUGCAUCUCCCAUAAUGCUCUCACAGCUGUUAGCAAAGCAUGACGUAAGAUGUAGUCCACAUCAUCUGGAGUGUCGAAGGCUGCCGACCCUUGAUUUACAUUGUUACUAAUAUAAGUCAAUGGGACCUGAUGGAAUACACCCAAAGCUAUUAAAAGAGCUUAGUGGUGUACUAGCAAAACCAUUAACCGAUUUAUUUAACCAAUCAUUGUUAACAGGAGUAGUCCCAGAAGAUUGGAAGUUAGCGAAUGUUGUUCCCAUUUACAAGAAAGGUAAUAGGGAGGAGUCGGGCAACUAUAGGCCAGUAAGCCUUACUUCAGUAGUGGGGAAAGUGAUGGAAACCAUGUUAAAGGAUAGGAUUGAUGAACAUCUAAAAACACAUGGAUUUCAAGAUCAGAGACAACAUGGGUUUACUUCAGGGAGAUCAUGCCAAACUAAUCUUAUUGAUUUUUUUGAUUGGGUAACUAAAAUUAUAGAUCAGGGUGGUGCAGUAGACAUUGCUUAUCUAGAUUUCUGUAAGGCUUUUGACACUUGCACAUAGAAGGCUUAUCAAUAAACUGCAAUCUUUAAGUUUGGAUUCCAAUAUUGUUGAAUGGGUAAGGCAGUGGCUGAGUGACAGGCAACAGAGGGUUGUAGUCAAUGGAGUAUAUUCGAAGCAUGGUCUUGUCACCAGUGGGGUACCUCAGGGAUCUGUACUUGGACCCAUACUCUUUAAUAUUUUUGUUUGUGAUAUUGCAGAAGGUCUUGAUGGUAAGGUAUGUCUUUUUGCUGAUGAUACUAAGAUAUGUAACAAGGUUGAUGUUCCAGGAGGGAUAAGCAAAAUGGCAAAUGAUUUAGGUAAACUAGAAAAAUGGUCAGAAUUGUGGCAACUGACAUUAAAUGUGGAUAAGUGCAAGAUAAUGCAUAUUGGACGUAAAAACCCAAGGGCAGAGUACAGAAUAUUUGAUAGAGUCCUAACCUCAACAUACAAGGAAAGGGGUUUAGGGGUGAUUAUUUCUGAUGACUUAAAGGUAGGCAGACAAUGUCAUAGAGCAGCAGGAGAUGCUAGCAGAAUGCUUGGUUGUAUAGGGAGAGGUAUUAGCAGUAGAAAGAGGGAAGUGCUCAUGCCAUUGUACAAAACACUGGUGAGACCCCACUUGGAGUAUUGUACACAGUACUGGAGACCGUAUCUUCAGAAGGAUAUUGAUACUUUAGAGAGAGUUCAGAGAAGGGCUAGUAAACUGGUUCAUGGAUUGCGGGAUAAAACUUACCAGGAAAGGUUAAAGGAUCUUAACAUGUAUAGCUUGGAGGAAAGACGAGACAGGGGGGAUAUGAUAGAAACAUUUAAAUAUAUAAAGGGAAUCAACACAGUAAAGGAGGAGACUAUAUUUAAAAGAAGAAAAACUACCACAACAAGAGGACAUAGUCUUAAAUUAGAGGGACAAAGGUUUAAAAAUAAUAUCAGGAAGUAUUACUUUACUGAGAGGGUAGUGGAUGCAUGGAAUAGCCUUCCAGCUGAAGUGGUAGAGGUUAACACAGUAAAGGAGUUUAAGCAUGCGUGGGAUAGGCAUAAGGCUAUCCUAACUAUAAGAUAAGGCCAGGGACUAAUGAAAGUAUUAGAAAAUUGGGCAGACUAGAUGGGCCGAAUGGUUCUUAUCUGCCGUCACAUUCUAUUUUUAAAAACAACAUUGUCAACCAACACCGUCAUGAAUGGCACGUACAGGUAAAUUUAACAGUCAGUGUAACAUGUACGUAGCCUGAAUUCUGUUCUGUUGCCCCGUUCUCAGUCUAGUCUCAUUUAUUCAGGGACCAGAAGAUGACCAGGAAGAAGAAUCUGAACUUACAGUUACUCAGAUAAAGGAAGCUCGUAGACAAAAGGAGAGCCUUCAGAGGAAAAUGUUAGGAGAUGACUCCGAUGAGGAAGACGUAACAGAGGAAACCGAGAAGAGCAACGAAUCGACAAGUUCUGGGCAAGAUGCUGGUUGCAUGUGGGGAAUGGGUAAGCAGAAACAUUGAUUGUGUUUUUUUUUUACUCCUGGGCCACAUACAUUGAGGUUUUUAUUCCACUAUAAAAGUCCCUGAAUCCAUCUGCCUAUCCUCUAAAAACAGCUGCACCGAUUGUUUACAACUGAAUUGUGCUGAAUGUCUUCUGUUUCAUUUGUAACAUCAUAUUUGGAUGUGCUCUCCAGGGCAUACUUGGAAACAUUUUAUAAAUAAAUUUUAAAAAUUGUCCUGGGACAUUGUUCACAAGGCCAAUAACGUGAGCCUUCUUUUGAGUUGUGUUUAAUGGACUAAGUGUGAAAUACACCUGGUGAAGAAAAAAAUGUUUUUUAUAUUUGUGUUUUACUGGUCAAACUGAUGACAAAUGCGUAUAUUGCAUUAUAAGAUCUGCUGUUCUAGACAAAUCAUAGCAAUGCAUUACCAUAAAUUCAGACCCUUUCAGGGUCUCUGUACCUAAUCUUGCCACUUUUUAUGUAGAUUAAAAAUUUCUGCUAUUUCUUUCCAAUGUGUGUAGUGUUUCCCUUUACUGUAUAUUGCCUCGUGACUUGGCUUUCUGGGAGUUGUAGGUCAGCUGUGUCUACUAAAGAAAGUUAACUGAAUUAGAUCUCUAUGCUUUGACUCCAGAAAGCAAAGCGUACGGAAUAAGUCCAGGAGCUUUCUGGGAAUUCAGUGGGUGCCAUGAUAUAAACUAUUCUUCCUUGUGUUACAGGGGAUGAUGCCAUUGAAGAAGACAACGAUGAAAAUCCGAUUGCGAUGGAAUUUCAGGAAGAAAGAGAAGCUCUUUACAUGAAGGAUCCUAAGAAAGCACUAAAGGGUUUCUUUGAAAGAGAAGGUUUGUGUUUGAAAUGUGUUUGUGGGGUGAGGUAAAGGGGGUUAUGGACAUCCCAAGGAGUUUAAUAUGCCUUACAGUAAUAUGUCUAGGAAGUGAUAUAUAAUAUUUCUCAUGUAUUUGUGUCUGCCUUAAUGUCUUGCUAUGGAGAAUGCCGAUAUAAUGGGCUUCCUGUCUUUGUAUCAUCCAGGGGAGGAGUUGGAAUAUGAAUAUGAAGAUCGAGGACUUUCCAUUUGGCUUUGCCGAGUCAGGUAUGUAUUGCAUUGCUGUUUAUGGGGGAUUAUUUAGACAGAGCAAUGGCCCUCACUUUCUUUUGAAAACUCUUUCAGUUUUAUUUCACAUUUGUGGGAGUUGUCACUCAGCUCGCAGCUAUUUUUUUUAAGUAUAAAGAUAACUUGGCAGAAUGAAUGCUGUACACAGAGAACUUUGAAAUCUGUCAGUCAGCCCUUCUCUUCUCACUGGCUACCAAAUAAGAGAAUAUAAAGCAACUCAUUGUAGUGGUUACAGGAAAGGGAGGCUACAGGUUGCUCCCUUUUAUUUUUGUCACACCAUAUUUUGAGAAACAAAAUGACAGGGAAUUUUAAGGGAAUGGCAUAGACAAAAAUAUUUGAACUGGUUUAAUAAUCUUUUUGUUUUAAUAAUUUUAGUUUUAUAAAGCACCCAUACAGGUACUCCUGAAAGUGACUUUAUAUAAAUAAUACCUUUAAAAAUGCAAAAUCAACCAAUCCAAAAUAAGGAACUCCCAUCUGAAUUGCUAUAUUUGCAAUCAUUUCUCAGGUUUUAUACGUCUUCAAUUAAAGGAACACUGUAGAUACUGUGAUUAUAGUGUGUGUGAAGCCUCCUAGCGCUGUUCCUUCGUUCAGUGUUAAACCAUGUUUGACCAUAGCUCCGCCUCCACUGGAGGUGUGGCCAAGGCAGAGAUUACAUACUUCUAGCCAUACGCAUUCAUACCUAAAUGGGUGACUGUGAUAGGCUGAAAGCGGUCGGCUGACACUAUCAGCCAAUCACAGACAUUCAUUGUUGUUCAGGCUACUGCUUCCUCAUUAACCCAAAUAGCACAGAGGGUAAUGUAAUGUAACAUUGCUCCUAAUGUGUUUGAAUUGCCCCUUUAUCUCCAUCUACAGACAGUGGGGGGAAAUGAAAGUCAGACGUGGUAAUAUACUUCCUAUCCAUGCAGCUUGAUUAAUGUGUCUUAUUGUAUAGAUUAGUUACAGAUGUAUCACACAUACAUAUAGUAACCAGCAAGGAGGAGGAGGGGGAGAUGGCAUUAGUAUGCAGGAUGCUACAAAAUGUGUUUAUAUGCAAAAACUAUAGAAAUGUAGGAAUGCAAAAAAUACAGAUAAUCAUUUUAGACCAACGCUAUAAAACUCAUUAGACCUGUUGGUGCUAAGAGGUAUUUUUAUAUAUAAAUUGUGAUAGCUGGGAUUUAUAGGGAAUCUCUAAGCACCAAAAUAAUUCAUCUUAGUGAAGUGGUUUUGAUGCAUAGACCCGGUCCCUGCAGGCUUGCUGGUAACCAUUGUUUGUAUUUGGCUAUAAACACCCCUCUAGUUACUGGCAUGCCCCAUAGCUCCCCAAUGCAAAUAGGAGACAUAAUCUAAAGUAACUGAAAAACCACACUUAGAAUAAAUACAGAGAGGAAACACAGGGCUGCGGCUGUCCUAUAACAUCCAGACGUUUUGUUCAUAAACCACUACGACUGAUCUCCGUCACCCCUUGAUUGGAGGCACCCUGGUGACCACAAAGACACUACUCAAUCAGCCCCUUCCUACCAUCUAGCAACACUGCACUCUUGGCAGCAUCCUUGUUGAGUUGGCACGGUAGAGAUUGUAGACUAGUUUAUUGAAUUUAAAGCCUUUGUCCUCCACCCACCUUUCAAACCGGUUGGGGUUAUCCCGGUCCAGGGAGUCCCCCUGCAUCUAAUGGCAUAUAUUCCAAUAUGCGACCAACGUGACCUGUGACGGACAAGAUGGCACCAUCUGUGGCCUUCUCAUCAUAUCCAAAUGGUACUCUAAGCAAGCUUGACCAUAUUUUUGAGUUGUUUCUAUGCCAGAUUCCGCAUAGGAGAACACAACCAGUGUAGCAUUCUGGUUGCCGGAUCAAAAGAGAGAGCGUCUCUAAGCAAGCUAAUACUAUGCAGGGUUGGCGGCUACAAGUCCUGUAACUCAAUAGAGCUUCAGAUACAGUUCAUCUAUAAAAGAAAGUUAUGGCUUCGACUUGCCUACCAGCUCUGGUUGUCUCUGGAUUGGGACUUGAGUGUAACGAUACUUAGCAGUGGUCCACAGUGUAUCAUUCAUCCUUAUACCUGCUUUGCAGAAUGGCAUCUUCUUCUUAAAGUUGAUCCAUAGCCACGCAGCCAUAAUGUCUUCUCUUGCCUGGUUCAGCACCUCUGGCGACAGUCCAGCACUGUUGCUUGCCCUAAGGAUGGGUACUGGCUGAUUGUCCACUGCAGAUUGAGUAUUGCCCAUUGUUUCAUGUCUGCGUGUACUCCCGUGUUCCUCUGCUUUGUUUUAUGAUGUCUUUUAUUUGCUAUUUCCGGUUGUAGCUAUUCUGCAUAUGUAUGAUUUGUUUGUUUUGUUGUUGUGCAUUACACCUAUAUGCCUUCAUACACAAUGUAUAUUUAAUGGGAGCGAGAUAUAAAUAAAAAUUUACGAAAACAAAAUCUAUUCAGUAUGUUUAACUUUAUAUUGUUAAUUUAAAUCACAGUGCUGACCAAGUCGCUAUCAAAUGUAUUGAUCAUAUAAUACACAGACUAGUCUCCGCACUAUUACAUUUAUUGAACCAGUGAGUGAGUUGCAUGAAAAACUGGAAUAUUUUUUUCAUUCUCGUUGUACACUGUCCAAUUCCUGAUGGUCAGCUUCAAAUACUAAUGGUGUUUGACUUACACCUCCAGUUUAAUAUUUUGGGUUUAUUGUUGUCAAGACCUAACAUUCCCAGCUGGUUUCACCCUGUGACGUGUUUACCAUGUGCAUUGUUAAUAAGAUACCAUGAACUCAUUCUACCUUCAUUGUGAAACGCACAGGCUGCCUGCGGAUGAUUCCUCUGGGAAGCAACUGGUAGCUGAGGUUGUGCACACAGGGAAGAAAAAAGAUGCCUCCAAAGUGUGUGCGUUGGAAGCUUGUCGAAUGUUGGAUAUGAGAGGCUUGUUCCGGCAGGAAGCAGGUUAGUAGAAACACUACUGUGCCAGAAAUAUGAGUGUGAAUCCAGCAGCAAGGCAGAUCAGGGAGAGGCUUUGUGUACACUGCACAUAAAUCUGCAUUCUCACAAUUAUGUAUAGUCAUAAUAUAUUUAACAAACAGAAGAGUCGCUAUACUUGCAGAAGUGGAGGGGGCACAUCAUUCAUCUGACUGGCAAGAUCAAAUAACACCUCACUGGGCUUUUUAACCCAGUCACGUGGGGUUUUGACAAUCAUUUAAAGCCAUUUGUGGUAUAUCCAAUCUGACCAUUUGUUCAACUAAAAGCUCUUUAUUUUUUUAUUAUUGGCAGCAUUGAUUUUGCUUGUUCAGCACAUUAAGGUGUCCGUUACAUUCCCCUUCGAACAUGUACACAGUACUGGUCUCUAACACUUCUUCUGGUUGGCAGCUUUUGUAUCUGCAAGUCUUUCUGCAAACAGCGUGUCUGUCCGUCCUUUAAAGAUCAGGUUACCUAUGCUAACUAACUCUCCUGUAGGAAAGAAGUCCCCUAUUAUUGUAUUUUGGUAAAAUGUAAAUUAAAACCCAUAGUUUGGUAUAUAACUUGUUGAUUGGGAGAUCAAAAACAUAAUUUCUGGUCUAUAAAACCUGGUUCUUAACAAAGUGAGUUUAUUGGAGAGUAAAGGAACACUUCAACGCUCUCAAUACCUAUCUGGCAUAACUCUUUAACUAUAAUCUAUAACUGGUUAGUAUAAGCUGUGUACUAUUUACAGCUCCUAUUAUCAGCGAAUAAAAAGUUAUACACAACAAGUUGAUGCCUUUGGGAAGCAUCUUCACCUUAAAAUUUUAUAUAUAUUUGUUUGGUGUGUUAAAGUUUACACAUGCAGUAUUGGAGGUGAGGCAAGACAAGAGCAGAGGGAAUUUGUUGAUAUUGGGGAUAAUGCAGAAGAGGGCAGUGGCGAGGUGGUGUAAGGUGUUGAAUUGGUCAUUUUGCAGUUCUCUGCUUUUCUUUAGUUUCACGGAAAAGGAAAUCGAAACAGUGGGAAGCUGAGGAUUUCUAUGACAGCGAUGAUGACACUUUUCUAGACCGUACUGGGGUGGUAGAAAAGAAAAGACUCCAUCGCAUGAAAAAGGCUGGAAAGAUUGAGGAGAAGGCAGAAACCUAUGACUCCUUGGUAAGGGAACGUGGAAGCCAUCAGAGACUAUUUCUGAAUCUUGCAAGGAAUUUUUGUUGUUUUUUUAGUAAUAGCUUAAAGGAACACUAUAGGGUCAGGAACACAAACCUGUAUUCCUGACUCUGUAGUGUUAAAAACACUAUCUUCCCCCCUCCCUCCCCCUAAAUAUUGUAAAAUCUUAUCUUUAUUCCAGUCUGCUGCUGCUGGCUCAGCCCCUCAUCUGCCUCCUUGGUCGACAUCAACAGAAGUGAUAAUCUCAGGCAAUCACAAUGCUUUGGAUUGGCUGAGAUUGUCAAUUCUGAUGAUCUCAGCCAAGGAGGUGGGCCGGGAGUGCAGCUAGAGGCCGCCCUGGCCGAUUAGCAUCAUUGAAUCAUGCAUAUCUAUGAGGAAAGUUCAGUGUCUCCAUGCAGAGGGUGGAGACACUGAAUGUGUGCAGCACUGACCCAGGAUGGACCUCUAGUAGCCAUCUGAGGAGUGGCCAUUGGAGGUGUCCCUAGGCUGUAAUGUAAGAAAAAUGUUUUCUUAAACACAUUUUUUAAUUAAAUAUUUUUUAAACUCUUGCUAAACAUUGAGGGGUUGCUGUUUUUUGUUUUAAUCCAGGUUGCUAAAUUAGCUAUCGUAGAGAAGGAGGUAGCGGAAAUAGCUUCAAAACUGAAAACAUCGCGAACAGGUAAUUCAGCUCAUGGCACUCAGUGUUCCUGAUCACUGCUUUCUCAGAGGGUGUUACUCACUAAAGCAGACACUGCAUUAAUUUUUUCUUUUUAAACCAACAAGCAAACAUCUUUAAACAAAUAUAAAAACCAAAAUAAAGCAAGAGAAACUUUUAAAAAUAUGUAAUAAACAGUUAUAAACGUGGUCAGAUUGCAUUACUGGCCAUGCCUCUCAGCUAGGGGGGUUUCAUCAACCUACCUCUAACCUAUCCAGCUCAGAAAGAGAGCAUCAUUGUGCAGCACAAACCCAACAUGGAGCUUGCUCUUCAUUGUAACACCGAUCACACCCCCUCUCUUCUCACCCUAUCAGGAUGUUGCAAGAUGAAGAGAUCUUCCAACUGCACUUGUGUAAACCUGUCAGGCAUGCCCAGUGCACUUUUCCAGCAUUCCUAGGGAUCGGACACUGAUUGGUUAGAUCAUUGUCCCUUCGGGAGUGGGUGUGGAAAACAUGUGCAUUGAUUCAAUGCAUCUCUAUGAGGAGAUGCUGAUUUCUGCAGGGCUGUGUUUUGCUGCGCCAUGCACAAUAGAGUCCAAAAGCAUUGGAUUGGCUGAGAUCAUCAAAUCUAAUUAUCUCAGCCAGAGAGUUGGAACGGGGGCAGAGCCGCAAGUAGACCCUUGCAGUGCUGGAAUAAAGGCAUGAGAGGUGGCACUAUCCUCUUCCUUUAGCGCUUUUGAAUGAUACAUUUGUCUCAAAAUGAGGCAUGUCCCUUUAAAUUGGGGAACUGGAACAUUUUUUCAGCUUAGCUAUUUUGGUCUUAAAUUUCCAAUUCCUGUCCAAGGCAUCUUAACUAAGCAAUCUCUUUCUAUAAUGUUACUUGUGUAUGUAUGUAAUUUAAAGAACAACUAAAGGCACCCAGACAUUACAUCUUAAUGAAGUGGUCUGGAGGCAGUGACUAUGUAGCUUUAUCCCAGCAAUGUAAAACAUUGCAGUGUUAUGAUUGCAGGGUUAACACACCUGUCAGAGUUUGCUGUCAAUCAAAUGCUGCUCCAGAGAGCAUUUGAUUGGCGCAGCACAGAGAUUUAACUGCAUGCACAGUCAUGCACUAGCCUCACAAUGCUUCUCUGUGGGGAAGCAUGUUAUUGGGUCAUUAAGAUUGAUGAUCUCAGCGUAUUUGUUCCUCAAAAUAAAGACUUAAUAAUGUCCUUAGCUGCAGCUGUGGUGGUUUAUUUUUUCACUAUGGAUUCACUGUCCUUUUUGCUCCCUCCCAAACCACCCAGAUGAAGCACACUCGAGUGGACAGGGUGAUUCCCUUGAUGCGUUUAUGACUGACAUCAAAUCAGGGGUCGCCUUGGAUGCCGUGACCCGCAAGAAGCUUCACCUGCAAUCAUUUGAGCUGAAGAAGGAGCAAGAACGACUGAAGGGACUAAUAAAGAUUGCACAGCCCACCAGACUGCCAGAUCUCAUGUAAGAUUACUGUGUGGCACCCUCCAGCUUGCCUUCUGGGGGAAGAGUUAGGGGGUCUAUCUCUGUGUGCAUUCUUACUGUGUGGCACUCUACGGCUUGCCUUAUCGGAAGGAGUUAGGGGGUCUAUCUCUGUGUGUACAUGCUAGAGUAUGUAUCUGGAGCACAUCUGAAUGCUACAAGAGUUGUAUUUAAUUUUUUUCCUUUUUGUUUCACUUGCAGUACACCAACACAAGAGUCAACAGCAAAGAAGAUAACAUUGCCAAUGUUUGGUGCAAUGAAAGGGGGCAAAAAAUGUAAACUGAAAACUGGAACUGUUGGGGUAAGUGUUCUUAUUGUUACUGUGUCUGGGUUUGUAGGUUUUGUUCACUUUUGAAAAUGGUUUGCAAUGUUAUUUUAGAAAGAAAAUUAAUACAACCGUGUAUUCCACAGACACUGCCUCCGAAACGUGCAGACCUUCCAGCUAGGUUCUUUGCUACAAAGGAUGACAGUAACCAGCCAGUGGUGGAAGAAGAGGAGGAGGAAGAUGACGACCUGCAGAAACACACGAAAGAAAGCCAAACUCUUCUGGAUUCUGGCAAAGAACAGACUGCUCAUGAAGACAGUGAAAUAAGAAGCUCUCCAGACACACCUAGUCCUCUCCAGCCCCCACAUGGUAACAAAACCACUUUUUGGAUCCGAUUCGAUUUCCUCUGAAUGUAAUUUUAAACAGCGAUGUUACCUCAUUCGACUUAUCUCACUGUGUUUAUACACAAUGGCCUGAUUUCAGCACAUUUCUGUGUGCUGUGCCUUUAAGUUGACAUAAUUCAACCCUAAACUGUGAAUUGUCAUUGUUCAACAGCUUUUAUGCAAUUUUGUGAAAAGUAGGUUAAAAAAAGUGUGUUAGUUGAUGUGCCUUAUUCUAAACACAUAACUUUAAGAAUAAUUUUAUAGGCAGUAAACCUCUUUUUAAUGCUUCUUAAAAGUGUUUGGUUAGCUCUGUGCUCAAACUCCCAUUAAUCUUGGGUGGCAGCAAUGGUUAUAGAAUUCAUCAGCUCAGAUAGAUGAAUCAAAACCAAAAAAGAAAAAUCAUCUGUGCACAAUGAAAAAAAAUAAACUUUUUUUUUUUUUUUGGUACCACUGCAAUGGCCAUUAAAGUGUAAGCUUAUCUGCAGCAUCGCGUAAUGUCUGAGUAAUUGAUCAGAUAGACCCAAAUUAUUUUCCAUUUUGUGAUUUCAUCUGACAAUGAGAAGCUUGCCCUCUGACUGCUGUGUAUCAAUGUGAUGUGUGAAGAUGCAUGCAGAUUAUCCACUGUUUGGACUUUUAAUCUUUUGUUAGACACAAACUGUCAGAGGGUGCCUUUCUUACUAAAUGUGAUUUGAUUGUUUAUCCAUUAAACAUCAAAUUGUAGUUAAUUGCAAUCAAAAUUGUAAGCUUAGGCUAUAAAAGACAAGUUAUGUAUCUCCUUUUUUAGACUAAAUUGGUGUUACUUUAAAGGGACACGCCGCACACACAAAGCAUUUCAGUUUGCUGAUGUGCUUUAUAUGUCUGGAGCCGGUUAUAUUUGUGACAGUAUUAAAGUGCCAAUAUCAAUAGAAAUCUGCACUUUUACAAUUGUGGGCUGGAACUCCGGGGCUGCUCAGUGGAGCUAACGGAAUGGGCAGGCUCACAGGCUAGCUCACACCUGCCUUCCUUCUUCUCCCUGGCUGCUCAGUGGAGCUAACGGAACGGGCAGGCUCACAGUGCUAGCUCACACCUGCCUUCCUUCCUUCUCCCUGGCUGCUCAGUGGAGCUAACGGAACGGGCAGGCUCACAGUCUGCUCACCUGCCUUCCUUCUCCCUGGCUGCUCAGUGGAGCUAACGGAACGGGCAGGCUCACAGUGCUAGCUCACACCUUCUCCUUCUCCUUCUCCCUGAGCCUAGCUCACAGUGCUCAGAGCUAACGGAACGGGCAGGCUCACACAGCUGCUAGCUAACGGAACGGGCAGGCCACAGUGCUAGCUCACACCUUCCUUCCUUCUCCCUGGCUGCUCAGUGGAGCUAACGGAACGGGCAGGCUCACAGUGCUAGCUCACACCUGCCUUCCUUCCUUCUCCCUGGCUGCUCAGUGGAGCUAACGGAACGGGCAGGCUCACAGUGCUAGCUCACACCUGCCUUCUUUCCUUCUCCCUGGCUGCUCAGUGGAGCUAACGGAACGGGCAGGCUCACAGUGCUAGCUCACACCUGCCUUCCUUCCUUCUCCCUGGCUGCUCAGUGGAGCUAACGGAACGGGCAGGCUCACAGUGCUAGCUCACACCUGCCUUCCUUCCUUCUCCCUGGCUGCUCAGUGGAGCUAACGGAACGGGCAGGCUCACAGUGCUAGCUCACACCUGCCUUCCUUCCUUCUCCCUGGCUGCUCAGUGGAGCUAACGGAACGGGCAGGCUCACAGUGCUAGCUCACACCUGCCUUCCUUCUCCCUGGCUGCUCAGUGGAGCUAACUAACGGUGGGCAGGCUCACAGUGCUAGCUCACACCUGCCUUCCUUCUCCCUGGCUGCUCAGUGGAGCUAACGGAACGGGCAGGCUCACAGUGCUAGCUAACACCUGCCUUCCUUCCUUCUCCCUGGCUGCUCAGUGGAGCUAACGGAACGGGCAGGCUCACAGUGCUAGCUCACACCUGCCUUCCUUCUCCCUGGCUGCUCAGUGGAGCUAACAGAACGGGCAGACACACACGCCUGUCUUCCUUCUUCCAGGCUGAUCAAUGGAGCUAACGGAAGGGGCAGACGCACAGUGCUAGCUCACACCUGACUUCCUUCUCCCUGGCUGCUCAGUGGAGCUAACGGAACGGGCAGGCACACAGUGCUAGCUCACGCCUGACUUCCUUCUCCCUGGCUGCUCAAAUUUAGCAGUCUUCUGAAAUGAAAUAUUUCUGUGAAAACUGGUCGAAUUUACUGUGGCAUUCGCUUCUUAGAUCAAUUUUGGAACUCUUUAAGAAAUACAAUCAAAAUAGAACGUAACCAUCACUUUUCCGAACACUUUGAUAAAUGAUCUCAUUUGUGUGGCUGCACCCUCCACCUCCCCAUCUCCCAGUGAGGCGCUAAAGUGCAUCCACAGCUGUGCCUCUUGUGCUGUUAGUGUUACUGGAUAAAGGGAUCUUUUGUGAAUGUUUUAAUCUAUGUGAUGUUUUUUCCAGUACAAUUUAUAAACUAAAGGUACAAAUACCUGACAGUGAACAGUUUUUAGAGAACACAUAAAUAUGAUUUGUUUUUUCCAGCUGCAGAAACAGAAGACAGAGAGGAAAAGUUGAUCUUUCAAGGACUAAAGAAUGAUGUCAGAAGUUCAGACCCUAAAGAUGAUCUUCAAGGUGUUAGCGACUGCAGAUCAACAGGUAAUGGGGUCAUAAACCGGUGAUUAGAUGUCUACUGUGUCGCCUUACAUCAGUGUCUUAAAAGCUAAAUUUCUAAAGAUACUGAUUUUUGUUUUGUUUUGUUAAAUCCCAGAAUUGAAAGAGGAGAAAAAAACAAAUGUUGCAAAGCAGAAGAAGGUGCAAGGUCCAAGCAGAGUAAGUAAAACCUGCUUUUAUGGCAGCUGCUGUCCGGGUUACCAUGGUUUAGGUCCCUUAAUGCUGAUUGAUUUGUUUAACUCUCUGCUUUCCAUCUGGCUUCCUCUAAUUACUUACCAUCUGAGUGAUGCACAAGCCAUCCAUGAUGCUUAACUGAUACAUUUAUGUUGUGCAAAUACUAUGGGAGCAACUUUAUCUGUAAUGAAGCCGGGAGGGGUGAUUCGGGACUGUAGCAAUCGUUCCUGUGGCUGGCCAGUGUUAGUAGUCACAGCUUUCUGGCUGUUGCCCUCACAGUGUUGAUUAUUAUCCAGAAGAGGAUUGUAAAAGGUAUCAAGGCAGCACCUCUUGUGAGAUUUAAAAAAGGCACUCAAGGUUUCAAAAUGUUAUCUAGACAACUUUGUCUGUCUAACCUGGCUUCACCUAGCAAGUGGUGGUGCUGACUCUGCUUCUUUACUUGGUUCAGUUUGUGACAUUAAACCACCGGCACUAAUGGUAUAACUAUAGAAAAUGCUGCAUUCUGGUAUAUCUAGCUUAACAUCUAAAUAAAUAAAUAUAUAUAUAUACACACACACACACACACACACACACAGAACAAAAUUAUAAACGCAACACUUUUGUUUUUGCCCCCAUUUUUCAUGAGCUGAACUCAAAGAUCGAAUACUUUUUCUCUCAAAUAUUGUUCACAAAUCUGUCUAAAUCUGUGUUAGUGAGAACUUCUCCUUUGCUUAAAUAAUCCAUCCACCUCACAGGUGUGGCAUAUUAAGAUGCUGAUUAGACAUAGAGGGCCAUAUGAUGGGAAUUAAAUGAAGGCCCAGUAUGACCGCGUGUGAAGACAUUGGACCUGAAACAAGACCAGGUUAACAUUUACUCACAACCUUGCUAUAUUUGAGAAGUUUCAAUAUGCUAUAUAUGAAGGAUAUAUGAUAAACCUGAUAAAUUGAUAUAGGUGAACCGAAGGGCUUAAUGUGAGGUAAAGAUAAAUAUAAUGUACAUAAUGAGGGAUUGCAAUUACCCCAUGAUAUUGGCCAAAUGCAGGUCUUAAAGGACCACUAUAUGGUCAGGAACACAAACAUGUGUUAAAACCACCAUCUAACCCCUCAUGCCUCCAUAAAUAUAGCAAAAUCUUACUGUAUUCAAGCCUGAAGCUGUAACUCUGCAUGCUGUUUGCCUAAAAAACAAGCAGUCUGCUGACAUCAGCAGAAGUGGUGGCCUAAUCCAAUCACAAUGCUUCCCCAUAGGAUUAGCUGAGACUGACAAAGAGGCAGAUCAGGGGCAGAGCCAGCAUGAUUCAAACACAGCCCUGGCCAAUCAGUAUCUCCUCAUAGAGAUGAAUUGAAUCAAUUAAUAUCUAUGAGGAAAGUUCAGUGUCUGCAUGCAGAGGGAGGAGACACUGAAUGUUUGGAUGCAUUUUAGGAUCUCUAACAGCUAUCUGAGGAGUGGCUAGUGAAGUUAUCACAAGGCUGUAAUGUAAACACUGCAUUUUCUCUGAAAAGACCUUGUUUACAGCAAAAAGCCUGAAGGUAAUGAUUCUACUCACCAGAACAAAUUCAAAAAGCUGUAGUUGUUCUGGUGACUAUAGUGUCCCUUUAAGGAUAGGUAUUGUUUCGAUAAUAUGUAAUAUAAUUGGGUAGUAUGCAACCCCUGUAAGACAGAUGUAAUGCAAAUGAAAUGUCCAAAUGAGGUGCCAAGUUAGGACGUGGCAUGUUGCCCACUGUGGGGCAUAUGACCACACAUUGUAAAGGCCUAGUGAGGGCCAUGUGUUUAAUACCAGAAGGUGUCCCAAUUUGGUUUCUGAGACGCAGGAUGGUUGUGCAGCUGUGUUGGGAUUAAUGCAGGUGAAGGAUGGAUGUGAAUCAGAGAAUUGUUGUGCAGAAGUUGUAUGUAACCAAUACAUGUUGGUGAUGAGAAUCUGAGAAUUACAAAUAAUCAUCUAGUUUAUGAAAUGGCAAACAGAAUAGAAACCAUUUGUAAACACUUAUAAAGCAUCAUAGAAUACAUACCCACGGAGCCAAAUAAAACGGGGUGUCGGCAGACAGAAUCAAAAACGGGAACAAAGGCCCGUGCCUCUAGAAUGCCACAGUGGCUGAACUGGCUAGCGGCCGUGACGGCUGUACACAGUACAUAGGAAGAGACAGGAGAUAUAAGAUAUACAUGCGGAAUGCUUAGGAGAAUAAACACUUAUGCAUACACAACCAUGGGAGAAUCAGAUUGAAAGCAACAGCAAAUGCUAUAACAAUGGUAGAAUAUCUCAGUAAUAUCGACAUCAGCUAUAACUUCAUGCUUAAACUGAACAUGACUGAGGUUUACGUAAUGUAUUAUUUGUAGACCCUACAAAUAAGACCGUAAAAGUAAUCACAUUGCCUGAGCUGGCCUAAUAUGGCUAAAUAUGAUUGACACGUGUUCGUGCAAACGAUAAAACGGGCGGCCUAAAGUGGGCCGAAAUGUUAACCAUGUCUAAAAAGUGGAUGAGGUUGUACUGUAUUAGGAAAACCUGUGCGAUGGAAGGUGGGAAAUAGAUGUGCUUGAGUGGUCGAAUGAGGCCAUAGCAGAAAAUAAAUCAUAAAAUGCAGUUAUCAAAUUAAAAACCCAUACCAGGUGGUAGAAGUGAAGUCUUCAGUACAAAUUGACACCUCCAUAAUUAAACCCCCACCCUUCCCCCCCCCCAAUUAGCCCAACAGAGCCAAACUCAAGAGGCAGCAACUGCCCAGAGCACCCACCUUGCAAAGACUUCUCAUUUAACUGGACCAGGAAGUCAGAGAUUGGACAGCCACAGAAAGACAGGGGAGGGCAGGCAGAAGCAGCAGACAAGAGAACUGCAGAUUUUGCAAGCGGUUUUAAAUCAUACCCCUAUGAAAAAUUACAUAAAUGCAUGCAUGUUGUGAUUCGGGGCACAUCCACUAAUCAGGGAUUUCCACUUAGUUUAUAUUUGGGCAGCGGCACGUCCCUUCAAGUGCAUGCAGCAUUAAUAGAGAUCAUACAGAGAUGUAAGCAAUAGGCAAUACAAAAUGACCCUGGAAUAACCUAAAAUAGCAAACUCGUUAUUUGCAGAAAAAUAUGAAAGUAACUUCGGGCAAACGUGAGAAAUCAGGACAACAUUAGCGAGCCAGAAUUAGUUGAGGCUUAAAUAUGCAGGGAUGGCUUAGUACUUAGUAGGCAAUAACCGAACACAUAUCAAGCAGGCUGUUACAGUGAAACAAAUCCACUUUUUUUUUUAUUUUUUAUAGCCACAUGUACAGGGCCAAGUUUGGGCCUGACAUAAAUUUAGGCAGUCAGUUGCAACACCUAGCCACAUGAUUAAUAAGUAAUGUAGGUCCAAUGAGUGCCUGAAUACUCAGAGGGCGGACACAUAAAACAUUAAAAAUAGGGCGGCAACUGAAAUGCCUAUGAUACAUUUUAUUAGUUUGAGUUUGUUUAGUAAGCAUAUUUUUAGACAUUUAGCAGAUAUUCCCAUUUGAACAGGACGAAGAAUUUUUAAGUUUUAUUGUGUACAGAGAAUGUAUAUAAAAUUUUAUAUUUCUGUUUCCUCUACCACAUGUAUAGGCCCAAAUUCGGGCCUGACAUAAAUAAAGACUGUUGCAACACCUAGCCACAUAAAUACUAAACAAUGUAGUCCUAAUGAGUACAUGAAUACCCAGAGGGCAGACAAAUGAAACAUAAAGAGAAGGGUGACGACCGAAUUGCAUGAUAAAAGUCGAUAUGGCCAAAUACAGUAAGUAAAAGCAUGAACCUACUUGAAGCAUUGCUGUAAUGCUAUGUACGAUUGAAAUAGGCUGAAAUUGCAUUGGUAGUGAAACCCGCCAUAUCCGAAUGAACAAACUUACAGUUUUGUAGAGGAAAAAAAUAAAAUGUGUGAACAGUAACAGCCACGGCUGGGCCAGACACAGCGGUGCGCCAUGAGCUUCGAGGAAGGAGUGGGGUAGAAUGAAUACUCACGUGGGCCACACUAGGCCAAGACCAGCUUGUCUGGCGUUUCGGCAGUUUGUGUUGCUGUUCUUUGAACUGGAAGUAGAUGGAUCUGUACUGAACCAGACAGUCUCAGCCCAGAGGAAGGGGCCACCUGUGUAUUUAUAGCAAUAUCCCCUCCCACAACUACAGGCUCAGCCUUUUUCUAUAUAUUUAUUUAUUUAUAAUAGAUGAUUAUGGAACAAUUUUAUUUUUAAUGUGCUAUCUAUAAUUUGUAAUGCAUUAAAAAAUAGUGUCUGCUUUUUAUACCAUAGUUUCUGUUUUAACUCAAAAUAUUCAUAAUUUUUUAUUUAUUUAUUUUAAAUCUCACAGCCUCCACAAACCUUGACUUCAUCACACUACCCCGAGGAUGACCCAGAUUACUCUGUGUGGACACCACCUUCAGGUAAUGGCACAACGUAUAGACUUCAAAUGCAAUUACUUUUGUCCAGUCCAUUCCAGUGCUUCUAGUGAUAAUGAUAUGGGACCUACAGUGCAUGGGCCAGUGCUUCUCCAGUGGGCAUGCAUGAAGCUUUGGGUCCUUCUUUAAAAAUUACAAAAUGUAUUUCACAUUUUAAAAAAAGCAGAAACGGCAAUCAUCAUCAUCAUCUAGUGCUUUUCACCAAACAGCCAUUCAUAGAUUGCAUGGAAUUUGGAAAUCAUUGUGAGAACGUGCUCAUAUAUCUCGACUAACAAUACAUAGCAUCAUGAUUCAGUAUGGGCAGUGAUCCAUACUAUGUUAACGUGUAUAAUUAUGCAUUGCGAAUGUCUGCUAUUUAAAUAAGGACAGAUGUCCUCCUAUCUCAUAAUCAAAACGAAUGAUUAGAUGUAAACAGCAAUCUACACAUCCUCUGAGCAGCUCUCGGCAUUGUAAGCUUGCUACAUAUUUGCUUAAACAUUAUCGCACAGUUGUGUAUUUUUUAUCUUCCCUGAUACUGAACAGAAAAUGCGAGUAGUUUUUUUCUGAGUGUUUCUACAUGCAUGAAAUGCCAGUGCUUUUGAAGCAUACAUAGAUGGUAAUAUAGGCUGACAAAGAAUCCAAUUUGUACUGUAUAACUGCUGGUGCCUUUUCUUUUUGGUUUAAGCUUACUUGCCAAUGCUCGAUCUGUCUGGUUUUGGGCCCCAGUAAAAAACUGAAUCUUUUUCACAGAGUUGGGAGCUCCUUCAGGGUUAUUUGUUAAAAUUAAAAAUGUAAAAUUUCUAAAUUACAAGUACACUCCAUUGAAAAUUUGUUAAUUUGUUUUUGUUUGUUUUUUUGUUGUUUGUUUUACAAUUUAGUAGAUAUCUCCUCCCACCCCCCACAUACAUUCAUUUAUUGGGAGUGUAACUAAAAUAGCAAAAAGCUGCAAUCCUCUUGUCUGCAAACUUUGCCAGCCAUACGUUUUUUUUUUUUUUUUGCUGCUUCCCAAUGCUUCUCAACGAGCAGCUUGUUAAAAAAAGAAAGGGGGGAGGAGGAGGCAGGCCCCGCUACUUCCAUUAGUUCUGUAGAAAACCUUUCUGUCACCAGGGAAGUGAUUCUUCUACCAAAUAAAGUGUAGAUUUCUAUUAAAAUUGUCACUAUUAUUAACCCUUCAUAAAUGUGUCCGGGUUUCAGACACACAAAAACUCCUAUAAAGUGGCCUGAGUGCAUUCUCCCUGUCCUCUUAACACUGCAAUUUUUUUGAGAAACAUUACAUUGCAUCUAUUUGAUGUCAGUAUGGCAGUCACUUGAAGUGUUUCCACUGCACUUACAGAGUAAAAUUCUUUGAGAAGCCUUGGAUUGGACAACUGCGUCCUCUGUGACAUUGCCGGGGGAGAAGAACAAGGUGAAUAAAACUGGCUGGCAGACUAAUAUUACUUUAGACAGGGGCACUAUAGCGUUGGGAUUACACGUUUGUGUCCCUAUUGCUAUCAUAUUCCUUUGAGUGUGUUACAUGUCCCUUUAAUGCACAGUGAAUAGUAAGCCAUAAAAAGUUGAAUUGGGAACAUUCUGUAAAUCCUCUUUGCUUCCAGUUCUAUUUGGGGCUGAGAUUUAAAAUUUGUUUAGAGUUGACAUGACCUAAAAAGUCACGGUUUGACCUCAAUUUUUUGAAAUUGACAUAAUUGCCUAUUUACUGGAAUCUCAUGUCUUUGCUCUUAGGCCAAACAGGUGAUGGACGAACGCAUCUGAAUGAAAAAUAUGGUUACUGAAACCAAGAUCCGUCCUUAAAAACAAGCUGAUGGUGGCAACCCAAUAGAGCAACUGAAAAUGGUCAUGUUAUGCUGUGCUACCCGUGUCUGUUUGAGGGUUAAAGGAGCGAUUCUACGGGUUUGCUGUUUGCUUCCCAUAAGUAGUGUUCCUCUAGGGAGCGGUUUGCACAAACCACAUUUAUAUCAGGUAGCUCCUUAUUACUCCGUACUCUGAGCUCCAGGAAAGUGCUGGUAUACUAAAUGCCCUAUUUAAUUUAACCAGUAUUGACACUUACAAUCUGAAAGUCAUGUGCAAACAGCACAUUGCUGCAAAGUAUGUGUAGAAUAAUUCUCCUACCCUUCUAACCGAAGUAGAAUGGCCUCUGAGUCAUUCUCCCAUGCUCGCAAGAUGCAGUGCACGAGAUCGCUUAACAAAUGAAGAUCACAACAGAAUGAUUGUUUUAGGGACAAUAAGAUGCUUCGUGUCCCUAAUUGUCUUCUCCCAUAUCUUUGCCUUUAUGUCCACAUUUCUACAAAUAGUAUGGCCCUGCAUGACAACUGUAUGAUUGCUUCCUGAAAUAGAGUAAAAAUAGAGCCACACAGCAGGAAUACAUUUACUAAAGUCGAUACUUCUCAAACCAUGCAUUGGAUUGGACGAUUCUCUGACUGGUUUCCCCUCUACCAUAGGAUUUGUAUCAAGUACAGAAAAGAAGUUUAAACCCCCGUAUAACAUGUACAGAUAUCUGAUUUCUGGAUUUGAAGCCUGGCUGGUCCAAAGCUCAGUGGAGAACUUAUGCAUGUGAGCUGCUAAGAUCACGACAUAAUGGCUAUUGGGAAAGCUAAAAUAGUCAUCGCCAACUUACAUCAUAGCUGCAUUUUGAGCACCAGGUGUGCAUAUCAUCCCUUUGUUAACACGUCCCCCGGAUGCCUCCAUUGGCCUCCAAAGUACCUUACUCACAUCAUUCACAUUGAAUUAUUUCACACGUUUCGGAUUAAAUUGUUUUAUUGAAACCACAAGCUUUGUAAAGCAGAGCUUUUAUAAUAGGUUUGUAGUUUAUAUGCCAUAUAGAUCCCUUUACGACAUUAAGCUUGUUUUUGGUGUGAAUAUUUUUGUUGUGUUGAGUAUGUUUGUUUUCAUUAUUUUAGUUCUAUCGUGUAUAAUUCUGAUGCUAUAAAUACCUCUGUUUGUAGUCUUGUUUCUAAAAUAAGAUUAAAAAUACCAUGUGAAUGUGUG